Dovyalis caffra is the source of this 669-nucleotide messenger RNA. NCBI's taxonomy places the organism in Eukaryota, Viridiplantae, Streptophyta, Magnoliopsida, Malpighiales, Salicaceae. The record is from the annotation of a GenBank genome assembly.
AUGUCAUCGAAUGAACUUCAAGAGGAAAAUUAUGAUCAAAUUGACAAUAAGGAGUCCGUCUUGCAAGCUGAUGACUUCCUCCUCCACUUGAUUUUUGUAGAGCUAGACUAUCCACUAGAAAGAUCAAAAAUCACCAAGCACGAAUUCUUGAUGUCCCGUCGAUUAACCUCCGAUCAACCCUCGACAACAGCCCUGGUGUCGCAAAUGCUUUCUCGUAUUAGUAUCUUGACAACCAUUGAAGAUCAAAGGGAUGGUUUAGCCCAUGACAUCUCCAAGCAAGCUUGUUCAUGGCCUACCGACGAAGAUCAUAUGUUUGUUCACUCGGUUAUAUUUGAUAUAGUGAGUUGGUUGGGGUGCGUCACCAUCACAGCCGAGCGGGAGAAGACACCUACAGAAGCAAUUUUCAUUACCAUUGACACAGUAAUCCAAGACGAUGAACUGUUGUCUAGUACUGAUGGAUGUGGUUUUGCAUGGAAGAAAUCGGAAAACAUCGAGCAACCUAUGGAUUGUGCGAUAUGUUUAGAAGAGAUUUUGAUACCCAAGAUUGGUGGAGCUGCAUGCUUGCCUUGCUCGCAUGUUUAUCACCAUUACUGCAUUGUUAGGUGGUUCCUGGAGAGUAAUCUGUGCCCUUUGUGCCGGGUUAGAGUGUUCGCAGGGAUGAAUACUUAG